CCUGGUCGCCCUCUUCGCAUUUUGCGGCAGCGGGUCCCGACGGCACGGGGCCCCAAAUACUUGGCGCCAAGUCUCCGACCGAAAGAGAAGAGGCCAAAGGAUUUGCGAUAAAAGUGGUAGCUCCACUUUGCAGUCGACUAGGAGCUGCUCAAAAAAACCUUAUUGCGAGCUUUUCCGAACUUCGUGACAAUAGGGUACUAAAACUGGAAGAGCGGGGAACAUAAUUUUCCGAGUUGCAAGAAGCUCUGAGCCCCGCUUUGCCGGGCUGCAGACACUCAUAGGUGCAGGGGAGCGAGCUUCUAAGAACAUAGAGUCGGCAAUUGCGAGACCCUAAGGAAGUCUAGUGCGCCCGGAAGCGUGAAAACAAAUUCAUCUUGAACGAGAGAAUAUAUUGUUAAUCUUUUGCUGAGCUGCUGGAGCGAACCUCACUAGCACCUCCUAAGACUUAUUUGUAAACUUUUGAUUUUGUUGACUUGAGUUGUUGUUUGAGUGGUGCUGUCCUCUUAACUAAGCCUUUGUUGAACUUGUUUGAGUGAGCAGCUUUGAGAACGGCACAUACCUUCGUGUGCUUCGACACUGAUUGAGACUUUCGCUUUGCCCGCACAUAUUGUUUGAGAUCUUCGCUUGGACCGCACAUACUGCUUGAGUGUGCUUUCACAGCACCUAAAGAUUGAACAGGAUGCCGCCGUCGUCGUCGCUCAAAGAGAGCGCGACUGCCGCGAAGAAGAAUAUGCGAAAGCUUCAAGGCUUGCCGCAACAGGAUGACGACGAAGGAAGCGAUAUGCCUACGCCAACGAAACAAGAACUAAAAACAAACUCCCUGAGCGGUCAACUCGAAGAACUGAUCGAGUCCGAGGCUGAAGAAACGGAGGCCGAAAGGCAGCGCCGGGAACGGGAGGAGGCGGAGGAAGAGCAAAGGCGCGCCGACGCGCACGCAGCAUUGAGAGUGAGUGGUUUCGUCAAGAAAAAAUUGAAAUUAUGAGAAGUGUUGUUGAUCAUUCGAGACGAGUAUUGGUUCGUUAGCUGCAGUAGAUUCUAGAUAAGUACUAUUUGCUUUCCCAUUUUUGUUUUCUAUCUCAUCUGUGAAAUUUUUUUUUCGGCUCUCUAAGGUUUUUGACAAGGUUAGACUUUCUUCUCCUCUCCUCUUUUAGACCUUACAGUUGUCCGCUGGAAAAAUCUUCUAACCAACGCCCAGGCGAGAACAUUGAAGAGCAAGGUUAUGCGGCAGAGGCUUCGGACCCUCAAGAUUCGUGAAGGUUUACACUUGUCUUAAGGAUGAAACUAGCUAGACUACCGAAUUCCCCAGGAAGUCCUAGGCAAGCUGCCGAAUAGAUUCGAAUCGUCAGACCCGCAUAUUCAUGGUCAACCAACAUCAUCCUCAUUAUUCACUCUUACCUCCGUUCUUACAACGAAAAAGUUGACCAGUCAAGCAGGAAUAGACUCCUUGAAAGAACAAGUUGUUUGAAAGAACAAGAGAGGCAUUAAAGCUACUGCCUGUGGUAUCAAGCGGUCGUUAUCUUGUAGUUGACGCUCUAAUUUUUUAUCCCGCGGUGCGGUAUAAAGCUGCUGUUGGUACAGGAAAAGCUGGGUCAUUUCACGUCGUCUUUUGUACAGGCAGGCUACGAGGUGAUCGACAUGUACAAAAAGUAUACGGAUGCGGAGAUCGAUUUUAUAUUGAAUUCCGUGGAAAAAGUGAACGAAAUGAGUUUCGAACCGGACGACCGAGUUACAUUAUACAAACUUUUUCUAUGGCCGCAAAGCACUUACAGAAAAAAUAACCCCUUAGUUUUUCCCUUCACGAACUAUGACAUGAAUUUGCUUUUGAGUAAGGAUAACCGAAAUUAAAUAUGUGUAGUAGUACCCACGUACUAUAAGCAUUAGCUUUUGAGUAAGGAAGAUAACCGAAAUGAGCGAACGGAAAAUCAGUUCCAUACGGUGUACUUUCCGAUGCGCUGCUGGAAUAAAAGCUGCGUGAACUACUUGAUAGAAGUAGUGCUAAUUUAAAUGCAGUAGAGGUUCUAGCAAUAUCUUUCGAGUACUGACGGGAUUGAUAGUACAAACUUUUUCUAUGGUGCUGGGAUGGAAAACAUUUUUUUUUCCCGUACCAGAACAGAUAGCGUUUUUAGUGCAUGGCAGCGUUCACGUUCGACUCUUCAACGCAUCUUUCUAAUCACUACUAGCUUUUGUGGGAACUAGAUCAGGCUUGGGAAUCACCAGCAUGUAUUUUCUAUAGUUUGAGGCGAUGGUUCGAGAUUUUCAGUUGCGACAGGUAUCUACCAAUUCUAUUUCUAAUAUUUGACACAUUCUAUUUCUAAUAUCCCGAUACCGAUAUUUCUUGGCACCGGGAGCUUCGAAGCCAUUGAUGAAACUGAGUGAGAUCCCUAGGAUAUCGCUCACGAAGCAUAGUGCUAAGGCCCCAGACGAUGCAGACACCGAGAUGAAACAUUUGGUAUGUUGGCAGAUUGUACCUUUCGCCGUCCUCCCUUCACGAGAUUGGAAACACCAUGUGUGGACAUUUGAAAGAUUUGUUGAAUGUAGUAUUCUGAUAGACACUAUACUGAUUCGCACGAGUUUUUUAGGAGCAUAAACUUUAUCUCGUGCUGAUAGAAGAACUAGGAUAAAGUUUAUCUCGUGAAGAUAGGAGGACUGGUUUGUACAUUACUUUACACCGAACAACGUUUUUUUCGUUCGUGGCGAUAGAAGUCUAAAAGGAUCAUCAUCAUCGUCCUAUCCCCGUUAGUAGCAUACUACACUGUAGUAUUUCGAAUAGUAGAAGGACUGGUAUCAACAUAUUAUGGAUAUAUAGAAGCAGGAGUUCUUUUUGCUUCAUAUUUCGAGAGCGUUAUCACAAAAAUAUAUUGUAGGUCGAGGUCCUUUCCCUUUUCAUAAGUCGAGAGCGACCGGAAGAGGCAAGUCAAGCGUGUGCCGAUGUUCGACGAACAAGCAGGCAUGAAAAUGGUGCAACUAGAACGAUACGACAGGGAACUCGACAUCGUAUACGAAAUCAAGUUAUGUGAACACACAAGGCCUCUGCUCUCUCAUGCUAUCCUCUCCUUCCUGCACCAUGAAUUAAUGACACCAGUAGACUGUAAAAGCAGUUUCAAAUGAGUGUUAGACGGGUCACCAGUUAAGAGCGUCACUGAAGUGGUGACUGCAUGAGUGUUAGACGGGUCACCAGUUAAGAGCGUCACUGGAGUGGUGACUGCAUGAGUGUUAGACGGGUCACCAGUUAAGAGCGUCACUGGAGUGGUGACUGCGCCACUUGAGAUCACCACUAUUAAGUGGCACAGUCACCACUUCAGUUACUAUCAAGUGGUCCACAAAAAUAGCAGCCGCUGCUUAAAUAGUAAUGGUGCACCACUUAAGCGAAGCGUUGGUGAGUGGUGACUGGGUCGCUUCAGUGCACCCUUAACCGCGGCGGGUUCCCUUACCUGCCUCGCGAGGCACUUAGCAUGCGGGGGUGCCCCGUUAACGGUUUCGCGAAACCGAUACGACCGGGCCCUCUUGAAUCUUUCGCGUAACGGUUGCUUAACGGUUUCGCGCAACCGUUAAGACACAGGUAUACUUAGGUGUUUCGCGUAACGGUUGCUUAACGGUUUCGCGCAACCGCUAAGGCAGUGGCACUAAGGUGUUUCGCGCAACCGUUAAGGCGAUUGCCACUUAAGUGUUUCGCGAAACCGUUAAGGGCGGCCCCUCUUAAGGAGUAGCUGCGCCACGUAGGGUCAUCACUUAAGCGAAGGCCCGCUUAACUGCCUCACGAAGCACUUAGCGAGGCACUUACGAGGCGCUUAACAGCCGAGUCCCUGAAGUGCCUCGCGAGGCACUUAACGAGAAAUGUCCCUUGAGUGCCUCGCGAGGCACUUACGAGGCACUUAACAGCAGAGUCCCUUAAGUGCCUCGCGAGGCACUUACGAGGCACUUAACAGCAGAGUCUCUGAAGUGCCUCGUAGGGUCUGUCUGAGGAGUACUAUUUAAAGAUAGCCAAACCUGUGGUAACUAAUUCUCUCUUACAUACUUUAUCAAGCCAUCCACUCCAAACCCAUGAUAAAGGUCAUUAGUGCGAACACAAGGACUCCCAAUAUGCUCACGUUUAAGCGUACUUAACCAUUCAACGACCUGCCCUAGGCAGUUGGCAACUUGCGCCGUGCCGGCCACAAGUAUAACAGUUUGCAGGCAUUCAUAUGUCUUGGUCAGUCCUAAAACUGACAUAAAUACCAAGGCGAUCAGAUGAACUUGCUUAACUUGAGGCAAGCACUCUGAAGACCUUGGACUUGAAUAUAAUCUAUGAUCUGUCAACAUCCAAAAAAAAAAGGGAAAACUUAGAUAGCUCUUCGAUUAUGAAGUGAGAGCUUUCUUAUCGGUAUUUCUAUUGGCCGGUAGGCAUGAUUCGCGUGUUCCUCGGAACACGCUCGGACAGGUCGUCGAAGCACCUUCCCGCGGAACGGGCUCACGCGCUUAGCGUGAAACGGGCUCGAUCCUUCGCUUCUUGGGGCUGUCACUCUCUUUGGGAGUGCGGCCAAGGCUCGUGAGGUAAUAGAAUUUCUCACGGUAUAAAUCCCAGGGGAUUAUGUCCUCGCUCAAGUCGAUGUGCUCGAUCUGCAAGAUUUUCUCGAGCUCUUGCAGUUUUUCUUUCCGCGUCAGUGGAUCGCUCAAGUUGCGAUGCGUAGAAAUCCACGCCCAAUAAAUGUCGGCUGACUCGGUCUCGUCGUGCAGGACCGAGAUUGCGCACUGGGAUGCCAUCUCAUCUGAAGAGCCUUUGAUGAUGGCGUAGCAAUCCCCGCUGUUGUCAACGUGAUGCACCACGAGCGCGUCUUCUCUUGCCGCUUGGAAGUGUCGGUGAAGCAGGUGGGCGGCCACUGCCUCAAAGAACAUGAUCCCGGGGCGUAAGUUGGCUAACCAGUUCGGGAUUUUUUUGACUUGGAAGGAAACGGCUUUUGCAGAGGCGUGGUCGCGGGAAAUAAGUAAGAUACCAACGAAGAUGCCGCAGCUAAUCACGUCCAGCCAAGCGCCUGCUGAUUUCUUCUCUAGUGCCACGGGGCGUUCCAUUGCAGCGUCGCUGUAUGCAUGACGAACGUGGCUGGGAGAGUCGCGCUUUAACACUUUGGGGCGGAGGUUCUGGGCUUUUUCUAGUAGUGCAGAUGUGAUGAUGAUGAGCUGUCUCCUUAAGGGACGUCUUUUGAUCCGGUUUGUGAAGUCGCAGUGGCACCAAAUGUCCAACGCUCGAAUAAUACCAGACGCGCUUCGGUUUAACUGUGCAACGUGGCGAAAAAGCCCUCGUAUUGUUUCGCACUCUUUCUUCUUCGCGGUGGCUGACGUGAUCGAGGUGAGGAAAUUCUGAAGCUUGAGGAUGAGUUCCUUUACUUUAUCCUGCGGAACGUAGACGAGAAUUUGGUCUGCUUGUGGAACUCGUUCAUAAGCCAAACCCAACGACACCAGCGCAGCCUGAGUCUUGUGGUUGGAGCACUGUUUCUGGUAUUGUUGUCGUAGAUUGAUCAACGAGAAGAAGAGGUCGAUCACGCUGGAGCUGCUGCUGAUUGACCCGGGCCGGUCUAUGAGGUGCACAUCGUCUAUGUACACCGGUGCGAGUUUGCGGAGGAGUACGACCAGAAUUAGCAUCAAGCCUUCGCUUAUCGCGACGUCCUCAUAGACGGACACUAGGGAGCCGAACACGGUCACGAGCGAUUGCACAAAAAGCCACUCGCGCUCGGCCUUGACCUUCUCUGGCUUGUUUGCUCCCAGCAUAGCCAGAAGCUCGGCCUGCGUGUUUAGUGGAAUUGCGAAGCAAUUCUUCGUCUUAUCGGCCACGGCGAAAUUGUAAUAAUAGGCCUCGAGAUCUUUCGUUUCGGAAGCGGGGAGGCAGGCUAAUCCUUUUUGUGCGGCUGGCGCGGAGCCGGAGGUCGCUGCCAAAGCUCCCGAGAUAUGCUUUUUCACAAAGUCACGCUCCACACAAAUGUCUUCGUUAACGUCACGCUUGGCUUGGAAAAGCGUGGCUGGGGGCGGAUUGGAUUGCAUGAGGCGAGAUAUGAUUUCGCAUACUGCUCUGGUCCCUAAUAAACGCAUUUUCUCGGCUGUUUUGACAUAUUGAUUGUGCUUCCGCAAAUCAAUGCAGAGUCUGAUCUUCCCUUUUUGAUGUACCGGGAAGCAGACUGCUGGUGGGCACGAAGGAGAAGCGACCGGAAUCCAAAGCUUCCUGGCAAUCAUGUCAGAAGCUUGCAUCUGCAUGUUGGCAAUUUCGGUCGGGGUGGCCCAGUGGUCCUUUGGUGGAGUCCUGCUGGCGUUUUUGAAGAAAUCUUCUGGGUUCAGCUGUUCAUGCUCAGACGAGUAGCCGUCGGAAGUGUCUGCUUUCUUCCAGAAACCAGACGGCAGGAUUGGUUCGCCCAUUUUGAAGCCGUUGCACAAUUUUUCUUCGACCAUCAUAACUUCCUCAAUUCUCACCGAGUCGCUGGCUUUUUGGCAUGCGGCCUCGAGCAUGUUGCAAAAGAAGCCCCAGUUUUUGUCUUGGUAAACUGUACGCACGUCGUUCGUCAUCCUUGCGCGCAUUUCUUUGUUGCGAUCGUCUGCUGCUUCAUGCAUCUUGAGAAGGUAUGCGCCCAGGCGCAAAUUGUUGCUCAAGAUCUCCUCAGCACUCGAGCAGCGCGUUUCUUGGAUGACUUCCUCGAAGAAGGGUGGUAAUAUUGAAGAGCACCCAUAAGACCUCGAGCUAUCGCGGUCGAGUACGCGCGACAUCGCGGCGCCGGCGUUGACGUUCAUACUCUUCUACGGCUCUAACGCUGACGCUAACGAUGACGAAAAGUUUAGCUAAAUAUUAGCUGAAAAGUGACUAAAAAGCUUUGUUGAUCUACUGCAAUUAAACCUAGCUCUAAUAAAAAAAUUAAUAAAAGCUCGUAACAUUAAAGCCCGGAUUUAGCGGCGCCUGUGUUGCUGUGGUGGAGUUUGAAGAGGUGGGGACGAUGUGCUUGCUCUAAAACUAGUGGGAGACAGUUUUUAUGACCGCGGUCAUUAAAAACGGAUCCCGCUCCUGAGUGGUUCUGUUUUUGUGACCGAAAGGAAGAGGUGAGAGCUCUAAAGUACCUGGUGAUUUGGAGAUCUCGCUUGUGAGAACAGCGCCGCUGAUAUCUGGAAAGUAGCGUAAAAAGGAAAGCUGUUUAGGUAGUCACUUGGUCUUGAAGAAGAGUUUAAACGCGUCGUGUCUUAACUGAAAAUAGACCUCUUUUUAAAGAGGUCGUAGCCGCAGGCACUAGGCGGCGAGAGUCUCUAACGUUGAAACUGCCACCUUGGUUAACGUUCACCUCUCUGCAGAAAAUGCCUCGUGGUUUACUCAGUGGCCAACUGAGCAAUGCGCGCUUCGGAUAAUCCCAGACUUUUCAAGUUGUUGACGAACGUGAUCGCGGCAACAGUACCUCCAUGCUUAAAUUUGCAGGAGGAUCGACUGCAUUUUCCUUUCAGAAAGUCCUCGCACAGCAUCUCUUUCUUCUGGCGUUUGGCAGCGUCAGGUUGCGGGUCUGGAAUGUUGGGGCGCUUGUUCGCGUUGAUCUUGUUCGUGAGGUUUUGUUCCAGGCGGUUGCAUUUUUGCUCCAUUUCAAGGCGGAUUUUCUUCUCCAGCCUGUCACUGCAGGACUUCAUCAUGAGGCGCUGCUUGAGCUCCGAUUUGAUAUAGACCGUGGAGGCCAUUCUAACCCUCCACUGGUAUUGCUGCGCGACGGCGAUGUUGGCGGGGGCUGGAGGCAUAUACCCAAAAGCGCUGAUUGCGCAAUCGAACCACGUUUCGUAAACUGCGGCCUUGGUGUGUUCAGGAGCGGAAUCGCCAUCACGCCCCAAAACGAAACCCGUGAUCACUCCAAUGGAGCUGUGCAUCUGCUCGUCGGUGAGUAGGUCCAUCCCACGCAUGGCUCCGACAAAUUUGAUCGGAGUCAUGUCAUCGGCCUUCUUCGCCCAGGUGGCUGCGGAGAGCAUGUUCUGUCCCUCGUAACAACGGCGCACCUUCGCCAUUUGCUGGUACGUUGGGCGGUGCUCCUCUGGGCAAUUGGCGAUGUUCAAGUUGAACGCCGCGAUUUGUGCCGCGGUGGGCAUGGCCAUGCCGGCGUCGGCCAAGACACCGGCAAGACCAUUCACGAGGUGAUUUGCUGCCAUGAUUAACGAUUUGACGAUAGCGAUAACUUCUAAACUGUUGUGACUGUAAGCUUUCAGCGAAGCCUAAAGAUUCCCUGUUUGAUUGAAGAUUUCAGUGGGGGAUGCGAUUUUGGAGGAGGGAGUGGGAUCUCUCAGCAAUUUCGUAGGCAACUAUAAGGAACGGAACGAGAGAUGCUAAUUUUAUGAUCUCUCUACCUCUCAAGGAUGGGAUCUGGCAUCUACCUCUUUGAGGGAUAAAGAUCGCGCUAACGGUUGCUGGAAUUUCUUCCAGCGGCUUGAGCUUCUUGUUUGUUGCGGUUUGUUGGACGGCUUACGUGAGCGAUAACAUUUGCGCAUCAUUGAUUAGUUUGAUCUUGAAACGAACGAUAGCAAUGGCUGUUUUUUAACUUAAAACCUUGGCUUUAUGGAGGGGCCACGCAAUCGCGAACUCCUCCUUAACGUUAAAACCUCGGUCGCCUUCAUAGUGCAAUUCUGUAUUUACGCUUUUCCAUCUACCUACCCUAGUAACAUCCUCUCUGGGGAGCCCCCCCUGCACCGCGGAAGAAGCUCCCCCUACCCUGAAGCUGUAUAAGCCCCAAACUUUUCUGCCAUCGACUUCUUCCUGCCAAUUAAUCUUUUCGACCACAGCAUACAUCAAACGUCUCUGCUUGUUAGUGUCGAUGUUGCGGAAAAGUUCCCAGGUCUCCUCGCUCAUGCAGUGGACUGGGCACAGUUUGCGUUUCAAACGCAAGUUUCUAACGGCCGGACAGCAACAUCGAAACCGCACCUCCCAACCCUUUCCGGGUUGGUCCACUUUUGAUUUUGCAAUGUGAAGGCGGACAGACUUGGAGUCGAUGACUUCUCUUACGGUGUCCUUCAGCUCGCUAGGCCUGUGGAAGCAGAACCAACUGGCGACGCAGAAGUUAAGGUAUUCCCCUAAAUCCACUUUCAGGCUCUUGGAUAUCGAGAAAGGAGAAGAACCAGCUGCGAUUUCGUCCACUGCCACCCAAAAACUUACGAGAGCUGGCUUUUCUUGCACCGGUAAAAUUCCUUUUUCUAGUCUGCUGUAGUUUGCAGAAUAUUCCGCCUGCUCGAUAUCCGACAGCGGAUGUGACUUGGCAAUUCGUGCUUUGAUAAAAGCAAGCGCGGUAUGUCUUGACUUGGCUAUAUUUUCGCAUUGCAUUAGAAUCGCAGCAGUAAAACGAAUCUUCUCCACUGUCCAUGCCUCCUCUGGAUCCCACUCUUUGUGCUUGCAGAUGGGAAUGUAAAACUUCAAAAAGGCCGACUCUUGAUGUUUCUUGCUGCUUUUGGCGUACCCCGAGCUAAGAAGAGACUCUACUAUACUACUGGCUGCGCCAUCUCCUCCGUCUUCGAGGUUUUUAAGCACUGCGUCCACCGAUUUUGCGCUGUAGCUGGUGGUUGUAGAAGAAGGCGCGUUUUCUACUGAGGAAGAUGAAGGUGAGGAUGAAGGCUGCGCUGCUGCGGCUUCUUUCUUGUGUAAACGCUCCGGAGGUAUAAGCCUUCUCUUGAUCUUGGCGGGGGCAGCAGUUUUUUCAUUAUCUUGAAAAGUGCGCUUCGUCGUCGCUUGUGGAAGGGGGACUAGGUCGCAACCUAGUGCGAUGUCCCCAGACUCGCAUAAGGUAAGUAGUUCCGCCUCAAGCGCCAUAAUUAACAAUAUUCACGAUCUACCGCGAGGUAGAUUUUUUAUGUUCACAGAUCCCGGGACCUUUAUGUUCGCAGUUCUCUUGAAAUCUGAAUUUUUAUGGAGAUAAUAUCUCCUCAACAUUUAAACCGUCAAAUUUCAGAUCCGGGACCUUUAUGUUCACAGUUCUCCUGAAAUCUGAAAUUUUAUGGAGAUAAUAUCUCCUCAACAUUUAAACCGUCAAAUUUCAGAUCCCUUUUAUGGAGUCACUCUAAUUUAACCAAAGAAAAAAUUUUAUACACUUGCGCUAACGUGGUCACCGUGUUCCCCUACCAGUAAUUACAUACGAGAUCCUUGAUGUUCUUCUAAUCAACAUUAUCAAGCCAUCCACUCCAAACCCAUGAUAAAGGUCAAUAGUGCGAACACAAGGACUCCCAAUAUGCUCACGUUUAAGCGUACUUAACCAUUCAACGACCUGCCCUAGGCAGUUGGCAACUUGCGCCGUGCCGGCCACAAGUAUAACAGUUUGCAGACAUUCAUAUGUCUUGGUCAGUCCUAAAACUGACAUAAAUACCAAGGCGAUCAGAUGAACUUGCUUAACUUGAGGCAAGCACUCUGAAGACCUUGGACUUCAAUAUAAUCUAUGAUCUGUCAACAUAUUAUAGCAUACCCAUACGCCAUACGCUAUUGAUCUGCUUGACUGAUGAUUAACGUUGACAGUCUAAGGGAUGGUGAGGGCAACUGCCUCCUCGUCACACGAUGACCUUAUAAAAAUUUUAUACACUUGCGCUAACGUGGUCACCGUGUUCCCCUACCAGUAAUUACAUACGAGAUCCUUGAUGUUCUUCUAAUCAACAUAGCUAGUCACCAGGCAGACCGGUGUCGGGUAAGGAAUUCUCUCUCUCAUAUUUAUUAGUAUGCAGAUAUCCACCACACCAAUCACUUUCUCUGCGCCCACCCGAGGUGGUGCGUCGAACCUUCGAAAAACUUGUAUUUGUCAAUCGUGUGAAGUAGAAGUAACUCUCCCCCGCUUGUUCAUACGAAGAUAUCCAAACUUGUGCAUUGGAAUUCGAGCACUUGGACCCGAAAACCUUGCUGAAACGAGACCCUAGAGAGGAGGUCUUGUUGAGACGCAUGCACAGAGCAGAUCGCAACGUCUUGCGCCGUUUGGAUUACGUGAAUACGCGAGACACCAAGCGAAGGGCUACACUAGUUAUGGUAACCAGCAAGGCAGGAAGUUUACUCGUAUCUAUGAGAACCUAGAAAUAACCGAGUAUGCUGAAGCUGAUGUAGUAGUAUUUACGGUUCGACUUUACUCUGGUCCCCUGCCUCGGUGCUCGUAGACUUUACACAGGUCACCCAUCAUCCUCGGAGGCGAGCAGGUGCCGCUGGGGCUCGUUGUGCAGGAUCCAUCACCUAACCUAGCCUGCUCCUGCAGUUGAUGUAGUAGUAUUUACAUAAAGAUAGGUAGUAGAUGACCCUGCGUAGAAGAACAAGUUUGCUACUGAGCAAGAGAUGAGCUCCAUCAAAUACAUAGACCCUCUUCCUCCAUCCAUCCUGCUUUCAUUCUGCAAAAGCUGCACUACGCACGACAAGCAUACUUCUAUUACGGCCUUUUUGUUUGAAAUUUCGACAUUCUAUGAUUGAGCUUCGGAAAGAAGAUGUUCUGGCAUGUUUAAUCAACCAGGAAGUAAUUACUUCAACCACGUAAACUGAUAUUACUAAAUUUACUCUAUAGAGAAUAGUGUGGGCGAUUCUUACUGACCACAGGAACAUCUAACUGCACAUGUUCCUUAUUCUUUUGCUAUUGUCGCUGCUGCAGAACCAAGACCAAGGACUGGGAGCGAUGCUGUCGCUCAUCAUAACCACGAAGAGCUUUGUCGGUGCGUUCUCGAUGUACUUUUACGGGAAGCAAAUGAUCUUCUUUAUCUAAAGCCUGUUAGGGUACGGUGUUUUCCCUGUUAGGGCCCUUUGUGGGCAAAGCCGGCGGGCACACGGAUCCCUUCGUAGGAAACACUGUUGCUCCUGCUAGUAUCUCUCCUUCGUAGGAACAAGGACUGUGUCGCAAUGAGGAGCGACGAUUGAGGACCGAGGAUCACACCCCCAUAAUCAUGCUGGAGUAAAAGGAGGUGAUACAACUCGCUCUAAUUUGCAGGCUUUUUGUUUGCGUAUCGAAUCGCGUUUUAUUUCAAAGAAGGUGUCGACACGUACAAGCUGCGGAAGAUGUUGUUCGUGAUCAAGCGGUUUCGAUCGAGGUUGCUGAAGUUCCGCGACAAAACCGAAAAGGAGCGGUUGGAGCGAUUCGACAAUACAUUUAAGCACUUGGUCAAAGCUGCAUUCUUCAGCUACCAAAUUUCAAAAAAAAAAUUAGAAAAAAAGUGCUCCGUCCUAAAAGGUUGAGGUUCUUCAAAAGGAUAUUCCCCUGAGGAGUGCAAUAUCGCAACCUCUAACACAUUGGCAAACAUCGAUGCCUUCUUCGAGAAGAGACAACGAGAAAUUCAAGAAGAAGAACAAAGAAAGUUAUGUUGGUUAUACGUUGUUGUUUGGACCACGAAGAACAAAGAAAUUGACAAAGGGACUCGAGUUUUUUUUGUCUAAGAUCUACCAAGCUAUUCAUUGGAUUAGGAACAAGUGUGACGACUGAAUGUACUGAAGAUCAUUUACUUAGUUCUAAAGAAGAAAGACGAGGAGUUGCUCAGGAAGCAGCUCAGUGGCGGCCUCACGUUCGAUCGCUGGUUUGAGGAAAAAUCGAAAAUGUUGCUCCUUGGCGGAUUGCGAUAUGUCGCGAUAUUUACGGAAAAAAUGGAAAUGCUUGUUACUUGCGAGUAGACUAGUAGAGCUACUGAAGACGCACUGCUGAGUUCUGAGAAUCUAUGGCAGUCUCUAUGGAGCCUCUAUGGCAGUCUGCACGAUAUGGCAGUCUGCACGAGAGUCAUUGUAUUGCGAGAGUCAUGGUAUUAUUGCGGUAUGUAGUCGCGAGGAUAUUUACGGACGAGGAUAUUUACUAUCCUAGACAUAUCCUAUCCUAUACAACUAUACGAGGAUAUGCUUGAGUUCUGCUGAAUUGAUAACUUCUUCUUGUAUCAUGAGGAUCCUUGUACUCCAAGGCCACCUCUUUCCUCUAAUAGCUCAAACAAAGAGAGCGAGAAGGUGCUGCAUCCACCAGCAAAAAAGGCAGCCUACCCGGAUGGAGAUCGCGGGGCGAAAAUGCUUUCUCAGUUACGCCUACUUGUUCCUUUCGUUGCCAUCUUCACGCUGUCACAUGUCUUGUUUCCUUUCGUUGGCCACGAGUAUUUUGUCCUUCUUGGUUUCCUUUGAAUAUUUUGUCCUUCGAAUAUUAUUGUGUUUUAUUUAAGGGCGGUAAACACUGGUAGGCGUCCUGUCAUUGACUUCCUGAGCGAGUUUGUUACUCCUCUAACGCUUGGUGGCUUCCAGCAAAACGUCACACGCGGGAGAACUGUGCCUAUUCAGACGAUAGGUGCUCUUUUUCAUCUAUCCGAGACCAUGUGCUUAAAAAGAAAAACAAGUUGCUUGCUACGGAGUUUUUCUCAACACCAGAACCGAAAUUUCUAGGUUGUGUAGUUAUUGCGGCUCUGUUAUUGAGAGUUGUAAGUAAGUUUGCGUCUUGAAACCAUACAUUUAGGUUUUGGUAAUAAAUAAUCUUACGCUACACCCCUCUAUUUCUCAGAUAACUUUCCUGGCGGUUCAACGCGGGCUAUUCGAGACAGGACUGUGGAAGUGCCUUCAUCCUCAGAAAGCGCUAGAGAGGAACAGGAACGACUACUAUCGGGUGGCGGAAACACUAUUAUUAAGAAUGAGGAAGUUCUUCGGUAGCAGGUGCUAGAGACAGAAAGCGAGGUACUAGAGCUUUUAAGUACACCUAAUUUGCAAAUGCUCACGUUUUUCGUGCGUGUGCCUUCCUCUUCUUUUCUUGCUACAACAUGCAUUAUCUAAUGAAGCUAGUCCAAACUCGCGUUCGGAAACGCGCGAUUCUAGGCAGAGUAAGAGAAGCAAGCGACGCAGCGAUAAAGAUGCCGAUGACAAAAAACGAGGUACUACAAGUACGGGUUUCUAAGUUGUCUAAGUAUAAGAAUUUGAGGUACUACAAGUAGAGGUUUCUAAGAGUUUUCUAUCAGUAGAAGAGGUUUCGUCUAAGGGAUUUUUCAUUAGCGGCUACUUCUAAGAGUUUUCUAAGUAGAAGAGAUUUUUCGUUAGUGGUUUCUAGUUUUUCUCUUAGUGUUCUGAUAAUGAAUUCUAAGUUUCUUUAGUGUCGUCAGUAACUUGGAUCAAAUGCUCGCUCUUCGUCAUUUUCUAAGCAAAAGAAGAAGGAUCGUCUUCAACUUGACACUUUACGUGCAAGUAAACAUCUUCUUCUUAUUUAGCUCUUUUUACUCAAAUAACCUGGCAGUGGUACUAUCUGGUGAGGGAUCGAACAUCUAAAUGACUCUGUAUCGAAAAGACUUUUUCAACUGGUUGUAACAGGAUCGUCAUCUUCUGCCUCGAGACCUAGUCUACUUUAUACCACCAUAAUAAAUGGAUUUUAAGGCUAACAGUAAAAUGUAGCUAGGGUCCUUUUCUCUGGUUGUGGGUUUAUUUGGUGAACCGGUACCCCGUAGCAAAUAAACCUGUGCACACAAGCAGAGAACUGAGCACUCACCGGAGGCGUCGCCCAGGGCUCCGGCCUGCCUUCGAAGGUGAAAACUAGGGGUCUGACAGGACUACGAAAGCGCCGGCGCUUACUUGGUUUUUUUUAGAUCGAUAGCCUUGGACUUUUCUAAAUUUUCCUUUUUUCCUAGUUAGGUCUGCCCCGCCACAAACCAUGAUAAAUGGAUUUGAAUUAUAUCAACAUCCAGGUGUCAGUGCAAGUGACUUGGCAAAGUUGCCGUCCGUAGGUGCGGUGGGUCGACGACUAGCGAUGGAGGCUGCGGCCGCGGCUAGUGCAGAGCAAAUACGAGCUAGCGUCGAACUCGUUGUGGAUCCUGGAGAUCGACAAGAAGAGAAUCCAUUUAUGGUGUUAAAGAGUAAAUACUUCGAAGUAGAUGUCGUGAAGACAUUUUUGAACAUGUACUUACUAGUAACUACAUAAAUAUAUCGCAACGGAAUCAGGCAGCGAGAGUUGUCACGUGAUUCGCAAAUGAAUGAGUGAAUGAAUAUAUCAACGUCCAAGUCAAUAGGAAAAAUAGUCUAUCAUUAUACAUUUAGGAUCAAACUUCGGCGCUAUUCAGUGAAGAAUCUACUUUAUACGAUUUCCUUUUAUUUGCAUUCGAAAAUACUUCACAAAAAUAACGCCCUUAAGCCAUUUUCCUUCCGCGCUUCUAAUGUCUCACCUUUGCGAUCCCGAGAUGGCGAAGAGGAAGGUGAGCGAAGCCCCUUCGGCCUCGGGAGUUCAGCCUCGGUUGCGAACGUCGAUCCCGCUCGUCUUGCUGGCCUUAUUGGUCACACGGAGCUGAUGGAAAAUGAAGUUCUCGGACCAUCAGCGGGAAGCGGGUCACAAACUUAAGCAAGCACUCUGUAGAACGUAGAUCAUUCCAAGAAUUAAGUACUAGGUUGUUUUCACAAAAAUCUACUUUAAAUACUCCAAGAUCUUCGAUCGGUUAGAUCCACGAGAAGUCGUAUGAAUGGGUUAACUACUACUACAACCGCUACUAGAAAUACAACCGCUAUCUCUAAUAAAGAUCUACCCGACCUGCAGGAGGACAGGACGCACAGCAGGGGUUAGACACAGUUGUGCCUUCCACAGUGAUCGGGCGGCCGGCGAAUCCUUCAGGCGGAGCGAGCGGAGAUAGGAACGACGAGGGCGGAGGACUAGGCGAAAUAUGAGGCUCACAAAAAUGUAGGAGAAGAUAUUAGGAAUGGAUACUGGAUGCUGUUUUGGGGAUUUAAUCGCGUUUCUUAUGUUUGAAAUAUGUACCACAACAAACUAGUACCUGUACGAGGUUGAAUUAUUGGGAAUGGGAUUGAAUGAAGAUACUUCUAGGCUUAUUGGGAUUGAUUUCGAGUUGUUCUACGUGUUUAUUGAGUUAUUCUACGUGUUAUUCUACGUGUUAUUCUACGUGUUUAUUGUCAAGAUUUUGAGUUCUUCUCGGGAAAUUAACGCCGUGCGCGGGAAAAGUUUUCUUAUCCCUCUACUGGAAAGGAAUUAUUUUCCAUCUACAAAGGAACAGGAAGUCAGCCAGGUUUAAACUUUGGUUCAAAUGCGUAAGCGCUAGCUAGAAGACGACAAAGCGCGGGGAAAUUAAAACUGGUUGUUUAAAGUAACGAUUAGCUUUUUUAGAUUGUGAUUAUACUUCGAUCUUCAUCGGGUCGUAUUUGCAUAAGUACUUAUACUAGAAUAAAUAGAUGAACCGUAUACGAUUCUAGAUGACACUUCGCUCGUUCUUCUAAUUGGAAAAACAAUACAGAUAGAGAGCAGUAAUGAACUUCAAUUUCCGAUAUCGUGUCGCUACUCGUCGGUACAAG
This is a messenger RNA of Amoebophrya sp. A25, 16210 nucleotides long. NCBI's taxonomy places the organism in Eukaryota, Dinophyceae, Syndiniales, Amoebophryaceae. The record is from the annotation of a GenBank genome assembly.